UUCAAAAUAUAAACAAACUGAUUUUCUAUUUUAGAAAGAAAAAUCGGUCGGAUUUAUUUAUUUAUUUAUUUUUUCUUUUCGGUAUGUCUGAUUAUGAAAUAAAUUGUGAUGGAUGUUUGGCCUUAAAGAAUGUUUUAAAUCAGAAAGAAGAAGAAAUAAAAAAAAUGAAACUUCAAAUUCAACAUUUAACAGAAAUUUUGGACAGUUACAAAAUUAAAUCUGAAUUUUGCAAUUUCUGCUGUAAUUCUGAGCGAAAUACAAAUGAUAAUACAUUUUCUUUAAAAAGUGAAAUUAUAAAUACAGAACCAGAAAAUAAAAAUCAUAACCAAAAAAGUGAUAUUCAGAAUAGUAAUGAUAAAUUAAAUUGUUCUACGUCAUUUUGUACAGAAAUUUCUACUUUAGACAAUUUAUCCACAGAAUCUUCUGCUACUUGUAAAGAUGAUGAUAUGAAGAAUAACUCUUCGGUUUCUAAAGAAUUACAUGAAAAUUUAAAUCACAAUGAUGAUUAUAUUUAUGAUGAGCAAUCAAAGAUGUAUUAUAGUGUGUCUACUGGAUUUUAUUAUGAUACAAAUACUGAACUCUUCUAUGUUCCACAAAAUGGCUGUUACUACAAGUAUGAUUACUCUAAGCAUAAAUAUGAACUGUAUAAAAAGACUGAACAGACUUGUGAUUCAAAUGCUCAUGAUUCAUGUGAUAGUGUUGCAGAUAAAGUUGAUAAUUUGAAUAUCAAUGAUUGUGAGAAUUUUCCUAAUAGUAAUUCCGAGCAACUUUCAGGGGAGAAGCAUUAUACAAUCAAUAUCAAUCUUACAAGUGAAGUUGUUCAGCCACAGUCUACAAAUACAGAUAACGAAGUUCCUGAUGAUUUAUCCAAAGACUGGCUUCCUCCUGAAGGUAGUAAUUCAACAGUUAAAGAUUUGGUGACUGAAGUUGCUGAACAAAAUAGUGGAAUGUCAGAUUAUAUAUACGAUGAGAAAUGUUCUAUGUAUUACUGCAGAUCCAAUGGAAACUAUUAUGAUCCAAUCAGAAAACUUUUAUAUGAUCCUCGGGCAAGAAUAUAUUAUCUAUAUAUUCAAGAAACACUCUCUUAUGAAUUCUAUUGCAAGGCUGAUGCUAUCUCAGAUGUGUCUAACCAAGAAAAAAGCACAGAUAGCAAAGAAUCUCCACAGAAACCAGUUAGUAAAGCCAAAGCUAGAAAAAAUUUUUGGAAAAAGAAGCAGAAAGAAUCAGCUGAAAAAGAGGAACUGUCCUUCAACGACAAAGAAGAUUCCUUACAAGAAGAUGGAGAUACUAUCAAUGAAGGUUUCAGUUCACCUGAAGCUGGGGAAAUCUUUUCAUCAGAUUCAGAAUCAGAGCUUAUGAAAGAUAACCCUGUUUCACUAGCUGAAGAAGAAUCUUCACCACACUGCCCACCAUGCAUUCGGGCUAUCGUUGAGCAUUCUUCAAAACUUAAAAUUGGGUCUUUGAUCCUUAUUACUUGUACUGGUGCUGUUAUUGGUCGAGAGAAUUCUAAUACAGUUUCAGUUCCUGACAUUGGUGUCAGCAAGGUGCAUGCGGAAAUAACAUUUGAUAAUGAAUCGUGGAAGUACAGCAUUGAAGAUUUAGGAAGCCAAAAUGGAACCUUUGUAAAUGAAGUCAGACUUUCUGAGCCUAAACAGAAAAGUAAGCCCCUGGUUUUAAGUCAUGGUGAUAAAAUAGCAUUUGGUUCUUGUAAACUUUUAAUACAUAUUCAUGAAGGCUAUGAAACUUGUGAUCAGUGUGAACCAGGUCAAGUAAUAGCUGAAUUAUCUUCAAAAGAAGUUAAAGCGACUCCAGUUUUUAAAACAAAAAAAGAGAAAGAGAAGGAAAGAAGACAAGAAAUGAAGAGAUUGAAGAAAAAAUAUGGCCUUGCAGGGAUGGAAUAUUGUGAUGAUAAAAACUGCAUUUCUUCUGGAUAUGAAGAUAAAGCUGAAAUUAGACGUAAAACAAUUGGCAGUGAGAAUCCUUAUGAAAAAACUGAAGUGGCAUCGGUGGAUAUAUUCAUGCCAGAACUCAACAAAGGCUACCAAAUGCUUAAAAAGUUAGGUUGGAAAGAAGGUGAUUCAUUGGGGCUGAAAAACUCUGGAAUUUUAGACCCGAUUUCCUUCCGACCUUGGGUAAGCAAAGCCGGACUAGGGAGCACAGAAGCAGAAGCUUCGAAAGAGCCUCUCCCCGAAGAUAGAAGGAAGAGAAAGUGGGUGAAGGCUCAGGAGCGCUAUUUUCAGCUCUCCUCCUGAUGUCUACUCGGAUCCAUAUGCCGCUGCAAGGAUUAGCAUGUCUCCUCGUUAUGUAUUAUAUAUUUAUUGUCUGAAAAAAGAUUUUGUUCAUAUUAAAUCUUUAUUUACAUUA
Messenger RNA from Argiope bruennichi, 2364 nucleotides. Its product is annotated as angiogenic factor with G patch and FHA domains 1-like. The coding region runs from base 84 to 2252 and encodes 722 amino acids. NCBI's taxonomy places the organism in Eukaryota, Metazoa, Arthropoda, Arachnida, Araneae, Araneidae. The record is from RefSeq and is a predicted model, not a curated record. Gene Ontology annotation, molecular function: nucleic acid binding; protein binding. The transcript has 16 exons.